AUGUCUUUUUUUUUGUUUUUUUCCACCAAAUGUUUUUUUUCCUGUUUUUUUUCCAAAUGUCUUUUUUUCCUUUUUUUUCCCAAAUGUCUUUUUUUCCCUCCAAUUUUUCCAAAUGUCAAAUUCUUUUUUCCUCAUUUUUUCCAAAUGUCUUUUUUUUUCCUUUUUUUUUUAAAAAUCUUUUUCUCCAAUUUUUUCCAAAAAAUUUUUUUUCCUUUUUUUUUCCCAAAUGUUUUUUUCCUUUUUUUUUUUCCAAAUGUCUUUUUUCCUUUUUUUUUUUCCAAAUGUCUUUUUUUUUUUUCCUUCUUUUCCAAAUGUCUUUUCCUCCAAUUUUUUCCAAAUGUCUUUUUUCUUUCCAAUUUUUUCCAAAUGUCUUUUUUUUCCUUUUUUUUUUCAAAUGUCUUUUUUUUCCUUGUUUUUUUCUCCAAAAAUUUUCUUUUUUUCCAAUUUUUUCCAAAUGUCUUUUUUUCCUCCAAUUUUUUUUCCAAAUGUUUUUUUUCCAAUUUUUCCAAAUGUCUCCAAAAAAUUUUUUUCUUGUUUUGUCUUUUUUUUUCAAUUUUUUCCAAAAUUCUUUUUUUCCUCCAAUUUUUUCCAAAUGUCUUUUUUUUUCCAAAAUUUUCAAAAAAUGUUUUUUUUUUCCUCCAAUUUUUUCCAAAUGUCUUUUUUUCCUCCAAUUUUUUCCAAAUGUCUUUUUUUCCUCCAAUUUUUUCCAAAUGUCUUUUUUUCCUCCAAUUUUUUCCAAAUGUCUUUUUUUCCUCCAAUUUUUUCCAAAUGUCUUUUUUUCCUCCAAUUUUUUCCAAAUGUCUUUUUAAAUGUUUUUUUUCCAAAUGUCUUUUUUUUUUUCCAAUUUUUUCCAAAUGUCUUUUUUUUUUCCAUUUUUUUUCCAAAUGUCUUUUUCCUUGUUUUUUUUUUUUAAAUGAAAAUUUUUUCCUCCAAUUUUUUCCAAAUGUCUUUUUUCCUCAAUUUUCACCGUGUUUUUCCAAUUUUUUCCAAAUGUCUUUUUUUUUCCAAUUUUUUCCAAAUGUUUUUUUUCCAAUUUUUUUCCAAAUGUCUUUUUUUUUUUUUUUCCCAAAUGUCUUUUUUCCUUUUUUUUUUCCAAAUGUCUUUUUCCUUUUUUUUUUCCAAAUGUCUUUUUUUUUCCUUUUUUUUUCCAAAUGUCUUUUUUUCUCCAAUUUUUUCAAAAAUCUUUUUUUUCCUCCAAUUUUUCCAAAUCUUUUUUCCUUUUUUUUUUCCAAAUGUCUUUUUUCCUCCUUGUUUUUUUUCCAAAUGUCUUUUUUUCCUGUUUUUUUUUUUUCCAAAUGUUUUUUUUUCCUUUUUUUUUCCAAAUGUCUUUUUUCCUUUUUUUUCCUCACAAAUUUUUUUUUUUUUUUCCAAAUUUUUUCAAAUUUUUUCCUUUGUUUCUUUGAUUUUUUCCAAAUGUCUUUUUUUUUUUUUCAAUUUUUUCCAAUUUCCAAUUUUUUCCAAAUGUCUUUUUUUCCUUGUUUUUUCCACCAAAUGUCUUUUUCCUUGUUUUUUUUCCAAAUGUCUUUUUUCCUUGUUUUUUUCCAAAUGUCUUUUUUCCUUGUUUUUUUCCAAAUGUCUUUUUUCCUGUUUUUUUCCAAAUGUCUUUUUUUUCCUUGUUUUUUUCCAAAUGUCUUUUUUUCCUUGUUUUUUUUUUCCAAAUGUCUUUUUUCCUCCAUUUUUUUCCUCCACAAAUGUCUUUUUCCUUUUUUUCCACCAAAUGUCUUUUUUUCCUCCAAUUUUUUCCAAAUGUCUUUUUUUUUUUUUUUUUUCCAAAAUAUCUUUUUUCCUUCCAAUUUUUUCCAAAUGUUUUUUUCCUUUUUUUUUUUUCCAAAUGUCUUUUUUUCCUCCAAUUUUUUCCAAAUGUCUUUUUUUCCUCCAAUUUUUUCCAAAUGUCUUUUUUUCCUCCAAUUUUUUCCAAAUGUCUUUUUUUCCUCCAAUUUUUUCCAAAUGUCUUUUUUUCCUCCAAUUUUUUCCAAAUGUUUUUUUUUUUUUUUCCAAAUUCUUUUUUUCUCAUUUUUUCCAAAUGUCUUUUUUUUUUCUUUUUUCCAAAUGUCUUUUUUUUCCUUGUUUUUUUUUCCAAAUGUCUUUUUUUCCUUGUUUUUUUCCAAAUGUUUUUUUUUUCCUCCAAUUUUUCCAAAUGUCUUUUUUCCUCCAAUUUUUCCAAAUGUCUUUUUUUUCCUCCAAUUUUUCCAAAAAUCUUUUUUCCUCCAAUUUUUUCCAAAUGUCUUUUUUUUCUUUUUUUUUCCAAAUGUUUUUUUUUUCUUGUUUUUUUCCAAAUGUUUUUUUUUCUCCAAUUUUUUCCCCAAUGUCUUUUUUUCCUUUUUUUUUUCCAAAUGUCUUUUUUUGUUUCCAAUUUUUCCAAAUGUCUUUUUUCCUCCAAUUUUUCCAAAUGUCUUUUUUUUUUUUCUUCUUUUUUCCAAAUGUCUUUUUUCCUCCAAUUUUUUCCAAAUGUCUUUUUUUUUUUUUUUUUUUUUCCAAAUGUUUUUUUUUUUCCUCCAAUUUUUUCCAAAUAUUUUCUUUUUUUCCUCCAAAUUUUUCCAAAUGUUUUUUUUCCUCCAAUUUUUCCAAAUUUCUUUUUUUCCACCAAAUGUUUUUUUUCUCAAUUUUUUUUCCAAAUGUCUUUUUUCCAAAUUUUUCCAAAUGUCUUUUUUUUUCCUUUUUUUUCUCCAAAUGUCGAUUUUUUUUUUUUUUUUUCCAAAUGUCUUUUUUUUCUUUUUUCCUCCAAAUGUCUUUUUUCCUCUUGUUUUUUUUCCAAAUGUCUUUUUUCCUUUUUCUUUUUUCCAAAUGUCUAAAUUUUUUCCAAAUGUCUUUUUUUCAUCCAAUUCUACAAAUUAUUUUUUUGUGCAUAAUUGCCUAUUCUCAGUGAAAAUACUUUUGCUGAAUUAG
This is a messenger RNA of Acanthosepion pharaonis, 2886 nucleotides long. The record is from the annotation of a GenBank genome assembly. Lineage: Eukaryota; Metazoa; Mollusca; Cephalopoda; Sepiida; Sepiidae.